This is a messenger RNA of Rhizoctonia solani, 957 nucleotides long. Its product is annotated as myosin-14. The transcript has 4 exons. The record is from RefSeq and is a predicted model, not a curated record. Bases 1 to 957 code for a protein of 318 amino acids. NCBI's taxonomy places the organism in Eukaryota, Fungi, Basidiomycota, Agaricomycetes, Cantharellales, Ceratobasidiaceae.
AUGUUGGAGAAGGAGCGAGACAAGCGCGUCAAGGCCGAAGUUGACCAAAAGGCGAUGGAGAAACAAAUUUCUGAUCUUGAGAAAGGGAAAUCUAAAGAAGUCAAGAAGGUAGAAGCCGAACUCAAGAGAGCAAUCAAGGAGUUGGAGAGCAAGCUAUCUGAAUCUCAGGCCGAAGCCCAGGAAGCUCAAGAGGCAGCGCAGGCAGCCGAGAUGCGUGUCAACGCAUUGGAAAAGAAGUUGGCUAACGCGAAGGGAGCUCAAUCAACCCAAUUGACAUCCAUACUAACAAGGCGAAGGGAAAGAAAAGACCCAGAAGAUGUUCACUCGAAGUCAUCAGAUCGAGCUGUAGAGGAGUUGGUAUUCACAGAUCUGAGCGAAGAGGAAGAGGACGUAGAAAUAUUUCCGCCUCAGUCGCAAGUAAAAGCCCAACCUAAAGCAAAGCCAACCAAGGCGUCUGCUCCGCAAGUUUUCGAGAUCGAGGACGAUGAUGAGGUGGCACCGGCCAAGACCAAGCCUCGCCCGAAACCUCGACCUCCUCCAGAACCCAGUCCACCCCCUGUUCCCAAAGCCGCUUCGAAACCCAAGACGAAUGGGAAAAGUAAACAGACUGUCAUCGUCGAUGAUGACGAUGACGACGAAGUUGAUGUGCCAUCCGCCAAACCCAAGCCUCGUGCGGCGCCAAAGGAGAAAGCGACAGCAAAGGAAAAGGAAAAGCCAAAGCCAAAGUCAAAGGAGACAAACGGUGCUUCUGGUUCCAAGCGACCUCUCGAUGAGGAGCCAGGCGUGGCCGAGGAGACGGGAGAUAAGAAGAAAAAGAAGCGCAAAUUAUUGGGAGUGGAAAAUGCGGACUUCAACUGGGGAGCAGGUCCAGGACUUCUUGACACUCUCGGUAUUCCUACUUCGCUUUCUCCCAUCAGAGAUAAGGGAGACAAGAUUCCUCGUCAUAGGCGUGUGUAA